AUGCGCUUCUCGCUCUCCGCCGCCGUGGCAGCCCUUGCGGCUGUCCCUCAAGCUUCGGCCUUCAAUGUCGACCAGUGGGAUAUCCUCGCGGGCAAGGCGCUGGUCAACCAGAUCGAGUACCAGUACACGAAGCCACGGUACUUUAACAGUACUUGCACUCCUCAGAAUGCGGCCAUCCGUCGUGAAUGGGGCUCGCUGAGCAAAAGGGAGCGCAGAGAGUACAUCGACGCCGUCCAAUGUCUGAUUGACUCGCCAUCCAAGAUUGACCCUUCAUUCGCUCCUGGAGCGCGCACACGAUUCGACGACUUCGUUGCGGUUCACAUCAACCAGACCAUCUUCAUCCACACAACCGGCAACUUCCUGACAUGGCACCGCUACUUCACCUGGGCGUACGAACAAGCCCUGCGCAAUGAAUGCGGUUACAAGGGCUACCAGCCAUACUGGUCGUGGCCCAAGUACGCCGACGACCCCCUGAACUCCCCCAUCUUCGACGGCUCCGAGUACAGCAUGUCCGGUGACGGCUCGUACAUUCCCCACGAAGGGCCUACCGCAGCCCCCGGUAUCGUUCUUGAGCCCGGCCACGGCGGCGGCUGCGUGACGUCCGGUCCUUUCAAGAACUUCACAGCAAACCUCGGCCCCCUAGCCGUAACGCUCCUGGUCCCCGGCCUCGACGUCCAAAACGGCACCGGACUCGACUACAACCCGCGCUGUCUCCGCCGCGACAUCAACGUCGACGCCGCCUCCUACACCAAAAUCGACAACGUCCUCGACCUCUUCAACCGCUCCACAAUCGCCGACUUCCAGUCCCGCCUGCAGGGCGACUUCGCCAACGGAUACCUGGGCGUCCACAGCGGCGGCCACUACACCAUCUCCGGCGAUCCCGCGGGCGACUUCUUCGCGUCCCCCGGCGACCCGGUCUUCUACCUGCAUCAUUCAGCCAUCGACCGCGUGUUCUGGACGUGGCAGAACCUGGCGCCGCGCGAGAGGACGUUUGUCGUUGAGGGGCCGACCAUCCUGCCUGGUCUGGGCAUUGAGAACCCGGCGAAUGCGACGCUCGAUGAUGUGCAGUAUUUUGAUGUCCUUGCGGAGGAUCGCACGAUUCGCGAGUUGCUGGAUACCACGUCGGGGCCGUUUUGUUAUAUUUACCUUUAG
Molecule: messenger RNA, 1152 nt
Organism: Aspergillus mulundensis
Lineage: Eukaryota; Fungi; Ascomycota; Eurotiomycetes; Eurotiales; Aspergillaceae
Product: tyrosinase family protein
Exons: 4
Coding region: 1-1152 (383 amino acids)
Molecular function (GO): oxidoreductase activity
Source: RefSeq, a predicted model, not a curated record